Aspergillus niger is the source of this 1164-nucleotide messenger RNA. RefSeq lists its product as uncharacterized. The record is from RefSeq and is a predicted model, not a curated record. NCBI's taxonomy places the organism in Eukaryota, Fungi, Ascomycota, Eurotiomycetes, Eurotiales, Aspergillaceae. The transcript is spliced from 2 exons. Bases 1 to 1164 code for a protein of 387 amino acids.
AUGAAUGUGCCUCUCACCACCGCGGAAGUACCGCCCCAAUUUCUCAAAUCCGCGUUUCUCGUCGGACAUAUCCCCCAGCGUACUUUGGCAGCUGAACCGCGCGUGUCUUACACCCUGUACAUUCCUCCCACCCAUUACAAUCCGGACCCCAGCCGCGCCUCUCCCAAACCAAGCCCUUACGAAAAAGCCAAGCUUCCACUGCUGGUGAACAUCCAUGGCACCAGCCGCAAUAUUUCGAUGCGAACCGAGCUGGUUUCCUUUGCCGAAUCCACGCCCUGUGCUAUCCUUGCGCCACUUUUCCCCGCCAACAUCGACGGACCCAAUGAUCUCGACUCAUACAAGGUGCUGCGCUCAGCGACAUUGCGCUCUGAUCGUGCGCUUCUGGCAAUUCUAGAUGAAGUAUCUACAGUCUGGCCUGGAAUCGACACCGAGAAGGUUUUCUUGGCGGGGUUUUCCGGGGGAGGGCAAUUUGCGCAUCGGUUUCUCUACGUGCACCCGGAGCGAUUAGCAGCCGUGAGUGUCGGUGCGCCGGGAAAGGUUACGAUGCUUGAUGAGCAACUGGCCUGGCCGAGCGGGAUAGCUAAUGUUCAGGAGAUAUUCGGCAAGGGAGUGAACAAGGAACUUGUCAGAAAGGUGCAAAUCCAGCUAGUCAUUGGAAGUGAAGAUGUGAAGGUCCAUGGGGGGCGGGAGUUCUGGGAGUGGGCAAAGAAAAUGAUGGCGCAACGGAUGGCUGCGGAAAAGACUUCUGGGCAGGACAGCGGGACGGUGAAUACGGGAAAGCGAGAGGUGGUGAUGAUGGAUCAGGGACGAUCGCAGACGCUCCAGCAAUUGCAGAGCAGUUGGCAGGCAGAUGGCAUUGAGGCUCGGCUGGACGUGGUGGAUGGAGUGGCGCACAACUCCUGCAAUAUCCCCAGGGAAGCUGCGAAUAUUCGGGAAUGUAUAUCGGGAAAUGGCAGGCGGGAACUCAUGAGGCGGGGAUCCCCGUUCCCCGCAUGUGCUUCACUUUUAGCGCGCUUAUCAAUCACGUUGCCUGUCAGUCCAUUCACCAAGUAUCUCGUUCUCCUCUAUAAGUUCCUCUAUAAAUACCUCCAAAUAGCUGUUGUCCGAAAGUACUGUAUUAUAGCGCCCUUACAGUUGUAUGACAAGAACUCUACCAUCGGUUAA